Molecule: messenger RNA, 2758 nt
Organism: Wasmannia auropunctata (little fire ant)
Lineage: Eukaryota; Metazoa; Arthropoda; Insecta; Hymenoptera; Formicidae
Product: short-chain dehydrogenase/reductase family 16C member 6-like
Exons: 9
Coding region: 314-1261 (315 amino acids)
Cellular component (GO): lipid droplet
Molecular function (GO): oxidoreductase activity, acting on the CH-OH group of donors, NAD or NADP as acceptor
Source: RefSeq, a predicted model, not a curated record
UAAAAUGUCAGUAUCUAAAAGGUAGACUCUGCGACGUGUCGCUCAACGUUUCAUGUAAUUACAAUUUCAUGCAACGUUAUUAUUUUAUGUUAUUUAAAAAAUUGCCAUAACAGACAUCACGACAUAUCUUCAUUGAGCCAAACAUACAGACUGAUUAGUGGGGGUCCAGACCCGGUCGUAUCACGGACCAAAGUGAGACUGAGAAGAACGCUCUCGCACGCUACAGUUAGCUCAGCGAAAAUCUUCAAGGACCGCGCGAAUGCGACGUCUCGUAAUUUUUGUAUGACGAAAGGAUGCAGUCAAGACGAUCUCAAUGAAAGUGGCAGAAAAUCAAGCAACCAUGGUAAAAGCAUACAAUGGCGCAUUGAUCCUUGCGGACGUUUUGCUACUUAUUUUGAAGCUUCUAUAUUACAUUUGCGAGAGCGUGUACAAAUUUUUUGUUCCCGCAGAAGAAAAAAGCGUGGCCGGUGAGAUCGUUCUGAUAACAGGCACUGGCCAUGGUAUUGGAAAAGAGUUAGCCCUUCGCUAUGCAUCGCUGGGCGCAACGGUGGUUUGCUGGGAUGUGAACCAAGAAACAAACGAAGAGACGGUGAAUGAGAUAAAGAAAACUGGAACAGCCGCAGCAUACGCGUAUCAAUGCGACGUGUCGAAGAGAGAGAACGUCUUCAGCGUAGCCGAAAGGGUCAAGAGGGAAGUCGGUGACGUCACUAUUUUGGUUAACAAUGCUGGUAUAAUGCCCUGCCACGCAUUCCUCGAUCAUACGGUUGACGAAAUUAGACGGAUCUUUGACAUAAACGUGCUGGCCCACUUCUGGAUGCUGCAAGCAUUUCUACCAAGCAUGAUCGAAAAGAAUCAUGGCCACGUAGUUGCGCUCUCGUCGUUAGCUGGAAUCGGUGGCCUUCCAAAUUUAGUUCCCUACUGCGCUUCGAAAUUUGCAGUUAGAGGGCUUAUGGAAUCGAUCAGCGAGGAACUACGGACAGCCAGCAAAGGAAAAUCUCUAGUCAAAUUCACUACCAUUUAUCCGUACAUGGUAGACACUGGACUUUGCAAGAAGCCGAAAGUAAGGUUCCCGGAUGCCAUGCCGUUGGUUAAACCGGGAUACGCAGUCUCAGAAAUAAUUAAGGCACAGAGGCGCAACUACCGCGAGAGAAGUGUGCCUUCAGCCUGGUUGUCAGUCAACAACAUAACAAGACUUUUUCCCGACAAUGCAAUACAUUCCUUAAUCGACUUUUGCGACACCGGUGUUGAGGCAGACAGUUAACAACUCUGCAAAAAACAUCUCUGAUUAAUCCAAAAUAAAUAUGUGAAUACAAUUUUUUUAUAUGAUUGUCCAGCGCGUAUGCUAUUAUUAUUUAUGCUGUUAUUAAGACGUAAAUAAACACCAGAUUCGCCGACUUAAUUAUAAGUUAAAAAUAAUGCAUAUUUCUCGAAAACUUCGGAGGUUGCAUUCGGCUACUCUAAAUAUAAAAAUAAUUAUCUAUUAAUUAAUCCUAAUCUAUCGUCGCCAAGAACCAGUGCAUGUGUGUAAACGCGCAAGCGUAAGUGUUUUAUAUUAAUGCGAUAAGUAUGAUAUGACGUAAAUAGCAAAUAAAUCUUUUGUACUAUACUAAAAAAAGUCAUUGUAUGUAAACGCCACAUUGUUUCUAAUGGCAUCGGCACAAUUAUUAUAUGUAUGGAAAUCAGUUGUGCGAACAAUAAUGUUUUGUUCUGCUUAAAUGAUUAACAAGAUUGGCACAAUGUAUUUAUAGCGAUAAAACCGCGCUGUUGUUAUAUACAUAUUAUAUGUCAGAUAUUGUUAUUUAAUAUAUUAUUGAUAUUUGCGUUAUUAUUUGAUUAUGCGGUAAUAGCAUAAGAUGUGCAUAAUGGUCGUUUAAUAAUAUAAUCUUUAUACAUGUAUAAUUACUUAAAAUUAUAUAAAUAACAUAUACGAUACGCAUUUCACGCAAUUUGUUUAUAAAAUAAGUAUGUGAGAAAACAAUUGGUAUCCUAUAUUAAUUUAAUUUAGAGCACAUAAAAAGAGGCGAAAAAGAAGUUAGAGGAUUGUGGAUAUUAGUUAGAUGCAUGCGCAAUGCUCAUGUAAAGAAAUUCAUUUGACGAAAGUUGUAAUUUUAAUAUAACAAGAGUAUUGAUUGUACAUGGUUUGUCCCAAAAGUAAUGAGACUAUUUUUGGGGGUCUAAUUAGAAUUGUCAAGGAGUGGAUCCAUUGGACAGGGCUUUUGCAGGAUAUUAAGUAUAAAAUCUGACCCUUAGUUGCCUCCGAGCCUAGCUAGCAGUCGAUACCGUCAGCAAAACGCGUUGUAAUUUUUGUGUCUUGUCACGGAAAUUCAGCACAGACUACGCUGUAUUUGGAGUAGCGAUCAAAUUCUGAAGACAAAGCAGCACCCUAUAAGCUGUUCUCAAUAUCUCCAACGUUUCGGAACUAGAUUUUCUCAGUUUCACGCAGAAUUUGAUCGCUGCUCGAGAUUGCUGAAUUUUCGACCGUGACAAGACACAAAAAUUACAACACACUUUUGGUGACGGUACUCAACUGCUAGGAAGAUUCGGUGGCAACUGGAAAGAGUCGGAAUUAUACCUGAUAUCCUGCAUCAAAGGCCCCAAUGGAUCCACCCUCCGACAAUUCUGAUGUCAAAAAUAGUCUCAUUACUUUUGGGACAGACCAUGUAUGUAUAAUAUAAAUGUUACAUCGAGAUUCGAAUUUAUGAACACAUUUGUGUUGUUUGUUGAGUUUUUGUUAAAUAAAUUAAUUUUUACACAUUAA